AUGGAUAACAAAAAUUUAAUACCUCAAACGGAAGAAAUCAGAGAAUUAGCCCCCGAAGACUUAAAGACUAAAAAAGAAAAUAAUAAAGAAUUUAUUUGUAAUAACCUGGACAAAUAUUUAGUUGAUACACAUGGGAAUUUUUAUCAUACUGAUCCAGAAAUGAUGGGAAGCAAAUACUAUUAUAUAGAUAAUAAUUAUCGCAAUAAAGAGGAUGGCAGAAUAAUGUUUUCAAGCGGUUUUCCUUCUGAACGAAAUGAGCAAAUUAGAAAAGCAUUAUCAGAAAAUAUUAAUAAACCUAGUGUAAAUCAAGCAGCAAUUCAUCAAGCAACAUUUGCACAACAACCAGGAAGAAUGAUGGAAUUUAUGGAAAAGAAAGUCAAUAUUUUACAAGGCGGUAGUGUUUACUUCUUCUAUCGCCCAAAGGUCGAAAAUAAUGCCAUUCAGAAGGAAGAAGUGCAACGUUUUUUUUUCGUUUUACAACCCCAAAAUCAAAGUAAAUAUCAAUUAUUAAUUGUCGGAAAAAAACAACUGCCCACAACCGAAAAAAAUAGUUACUUUUUGUUUUUGGAAGCCAUUAAAAAUAACAAGGAGGAAUUAUUAGCAGCAUUAAAUGAAAAGCAUUAUCUAACCAAAACCAGAGGGGAACGAACUUUACCAGUUUCUCAUUGCCUGGGAGCCGGAAAAUAUUUAUUAGUUAGCCAUAAUAAUCACACCCAUUUUAUUUAUCAAUUGACUAAUCCUUCGCAAGUUAAAGAAAUUCAAAAAGAGUUUAAUUUACAAAAAGAAGACGACUAUUUAAUUAAUAUUAAAAAUCCCCAAGCUGCUACGCCACCAGGAGUGGGGCUGGCCGAAAAGCAAAAAGUUAAAUUUCCUCCUUCUUUACAAAAUAAGUUUGCUCAUUAUUCUUUUAUUCCUCUUGCUACCAGUGAAUUUUUGAAUUAUGAGGGAGCAGAAUUGCUAUUAAUUUCCACGGGAAAAGAAAAUUUAACCAGUCGAGUAAGCGAACUAGAAUCCUGCCUCAAAAAAAUACAUCCUGAUAAUUUGUUGGAUGAAUUUGCUAAAAUAAGUUCUCCUGUCGUCCUAUCUCCAAUUAAGGAAUAA
Messenger RNA from Ambispora gerdemannii, 1101 nucleotides. The record is from the annotation of a GenBank genome assembly. Lineage: Eukaryota; Fungi; Glomeromycota; Glomeromycetes; Archaeosporales; Ambisporaceae.